Nerophis ophidion (straightnose pipefish) is the source of this 4054-nucleotide messenger RNA. It is a transcript of the gene mettl1, whose product is annotated as methyltransferase 1, tRNA methylguanosine. Gene Ontology annotation, biological process: tRNA methylation; RNA (guanine-N7)-methylation. Lineage: Eukaryota; Metazoa; Chordata; Actinopteri; Syngnathiformes; Syngnathidae. The transcript is spliced from 7 exons. Gene Ontology annotation, cellular component: tRNA methyltransferase complex. Gene Ontology annotation, molecular function: tRNA (guanine(46)-N7)-methyltransferase activity. The record is from RefSeq and is a predicted model, not a curated record. Bases 185 to 934 code for a protein of 249 amino acids.
UGGCGCUGAGCGAUGACGUUUAAACCCCGCGACCCGGAAGUUGUGGUAAACAUGCUGGCGCGGACGUGAAGAGCUGGCGGGAGUUUCUUUCAAAAGUGACGUUAUUUGAACUAGUUUAUGUCCAAAGUGACAUUAUUUGAAUGAGUUUAUGUCCAAAGUGAGGUUAUUUUGAGAAAGAGAGGCAAUGGAGGCCGACAUGAGUGUCUGGAUGCCUCAGAAGCGUUACUACAGACAGCGAGCACAUUCUAACCCCAUGGCGCACCACACCUUCCAAUAUCCCGUGAGUCCAGAAGAGAUGGACUGGGCCACGCUGUAUCCUCACUUCUUUCCCAGACCUGCUGGACCUGCUGAGGACAAAUGCUCCCACGUUGAGUUUGCGGACAUCGGCUGUGGAUAUGGCGGACUUUUAGUGGAGCUAUCUCCACUUUUCCCAGACAAGCUCAUGCUGGGCAUGGAGAUCCGAGUGAAAGUGUCCGACUAUGUCCGGGAUCGGAUCACAGCCUUGCGUCAGUCCUCGCCAGGAAGCUACCAGAACAUCGCCUGCAUCCGCAGCAACGCCAUGAAGUAUCUUCCCAACUUCUUCUUUAAAGGACAGCUCAGUAAGAUGUUCUUCCUGUUCCCGGACCCCCAUUUUAAGAAGACCAAGCACAAGUGGAGGAUCAUUAGUCCCACAUUGUUGGCAGAGUAUGCCUACACGCUGAGAGUCGGGGGUCUGGUCUACACCAUCACGGAUGUGGAGGAGGUCCACCUCUGGAUGGUGAAGCACUUCAGCGAACAUCCACUAUUUGUGCGGGUCCCCCAAGAAGCACUGGCUGAUGAUGUCAUCACACAGCGUCUGGGCAGCUGCACAGAGGAGGGGAAAAAAGUGCAGAGAAACGGAGGACAGAACUUUCUGGCAGUUUUCCGGCGGAUUGAAGAUCCAACAUCAGACUGAACACUUUGAAAGACUUUGAGGUGUUAAGCUGCACGGAAAAGCACCAGCUGGAGCACACAUCGCCUCGGCUAUAGAUGAUCUUUGACCACCUUCAAUGUCUCUGCAAUAGAUGAUCUUUGACGAUCUUCAAUGUCUCAGCAAUAGAUGAUCUUUGACCACCUUCAAUGUCUCAGCAAUAGAUGAUCUUUGACCACCUUCAAUGCCUCGGCAAUAGAUGAUCUUUGACCAUCUUCAAUGCCUCAGCAAUAGAUGAUCUUUGACCACCUUCAAUGUCUCGGCAAUAGAUGAUCUUUGACCACCUUCAAUGGCUCUGCAAUAGAUGAUCUUUGACUAUCUUCAAUGUCUCGGCAAUAGAUGAUCUUUGACUACCUUCAAUGGCUCUGCAAUAGAUGAUCUUUGACUAUCUUCAAUGUCUCUGCAAUAGAUGAUCUUUGACCAACUUCAAUGUCUCUGCAAUAGAUGAUCUUUGACGAUCUUCAAUGCCUCGGCAAUAGAUGAUCUUUGACCAUCUUCAAUGCCUCAGCAAUAGAUGAUCUUUGACCACCUUCAAUGUCUCGGCAAUAGAUGAUCUUUGACCACCUUCAAUGUCUCAGCAAUAGAUGAUCUUUGACCAUCUUCAAUGCCUCAGCAAUAGAUGAUCUUUGACCACCUUCAAUGUCUCAGCAAUAGAUGAUCUUUGACCAUCUUCAAUGCCUCAGCAAUAGAUGAUCUUUGACCACCUUCAAUGUCUCAGCAAUAGAUGAUCUUUGACCAUCUUCAAUGCCUCAGCAAUAGAUGAUCUUUGACCACCUUCAAUGUGCUCAGCAAUAGAUGAGCACAUUGAAGUUCUUGAUCGUCUACUUUCUGGAUCAUUUACAUUCUUCAUCUUCUAUUUUCUUGAUCCUAUCCCUUCUUGAUCAUCUACCUUCUUGAUCUUCUACCUUCUGGAUCUUCUACCUAAUUGAUCUUCUACCUUUUGGAUCUUCUACAUUCUUGACUUUCUACCUUCUUGAUUUUCUACCUUCUUGAUCCUCUACCUUCUGGAUCUUCUACAUUCUUGAUCUUCUACAUUCUUGAUUUUCUACCUUCUUGAUCUUCUACCUUCUUGAUCAUCUACCUUCUGGAUCUUCUACAUUCUUGAUCUUCUACAUUCUUGAUUUUCUACCUUCUUGAUCUUCUACCUUCUUGAUCAUCUACCUUCUGGAUCUUCUACAUUCUUGAUCUUCUACAUUCUUGAUCUUCUACAUUCUUGAUUUUCUACCUUCUUGAUCCUAUACCUUCUGGAUUGUUAACCUUCUUCAUCUUCUACAUUUUUGAUCCUCUACCUUCUUGAUCCUCUACCUUUUUGAUCUUCUACAUUCUUGAUCAUCUACCUUCUGGAUCUUCUACAUUCUUGAUUUUCUACCUUCUUGAUCCUCUACCUUCUGGAUCUUCUACAUUCUUGAUCUUCUACAUUCUUGAUUUUCUACCUUCUUGAUCUUCUACCUUCUUGAUCAUCUACCUUCUGGAUCUUCUACAUUCUUGAUCUUCUACAUUCUUGAUUUUCUACCUUCUUGAUCUUCUACCUUCUUGAUCAUCUACCUUCUGGAUCUUCUACAUUCUUGAUCUUCUACAUUCUUGAUUUUCUACCUUCUUGAUCCUAUACCUUCUGGAUUGUUAACCUUCUUCAUCUUCUACAUUUUUGAUCCUCUACCUUCUUGAUCCUCUACAUUCUUGAUCCUCUACAUUCUUGAUCUUCUAUAUUCUUCAUCUUCUACAUUCUUCAUCUUUUACCUUGAUUUUCUACAUUCUUAAUCUUUUACCUUCUUGAUCCUCUACCUUCUUGAUCUUCUACAUUCUUCAUCUUCUAAAUCCUUCAUCUUCUACAUUCUUGAUCCUCUACCUUCUUGAUCUUCUACAUUCUUCAUCUUCUACAUUCUUGAUCCUCUACAUUCUUGAUCUUCUAUAUUCUUCAUCUUUUACCUUGAUCUUCUACAUUCUUAAUCUUUUACCUUCUUGAUGCUCUACCUUCUGGAUCUUCUACAUUCUUGAUCUUGUACUUUCUUGAUUUUCUACCUUCUUGAUCCUCUACCUUCUGGAUCGUUAACCUUCUUCAUCUUCUACAUUUUUGAUCCUCUACCUUCUUGAUCUUCUCCCUUCUUGAUCCUCUACCUUUUUGAUCUUCUACAUUCUUCAUCUUCUACAUUCUUGAUCUUCUACAUUCUUGAUCUUCUACAUUCUUGAUCUUCUACAUUCUUCAUCUUUUACCUUCUUGAUCCUCUACCUUCUUGAUCUUUACAUUCUUUACCUUCUUAAACUUCUACAUUAUUGAUCUUCUCGGUGCAGUCAUUGAUGUGGAAGAUGUUGGCUUUGAUCACCCUGAAUGUGUGAAGUUGCCACAAAUGCUCCAGGACUGAGACCUACUAGAAUGAAAACCUUUGAUGUCAGGCGGCUCAGCCUUGGUUCACUUCAGACGUCACAUGUUCUUGUCAUGUAGACGACCAUAUAAGGAGAUCCAGGACUUUUUUUCCAUCAGUGCAGUGUCAAUACAGCCAGUGAGUGUGCCACACACUCGCUGGCUGAAGAUUUGGUAAUGAGAACUAGGACAAGAGCGUGAACGUUUGGUUUCAACCUUGCAAGCUCAGUGUUAUGAAGCCAUGAUGUGUUCUAAGGUCUACAGCUGUUGGGAGCACCACCUUCAUGUUGGUGUUAUGAAGCCAUGAUGUGUUCUAAGGUCUACAGCUGUUGGGAGCACCACCUUCAUGUUGGUGUUAUGAAGCCAUGAUGUGUUCUAAGGUCUACAGUUGUUGGGAGCACCACCUUCAUGUUGGUGUUAUGAAGCCAUGAUGUGUUCUAAGGUCUACAGCUGUUGGGAGCACCACCUUCAUGUUGGUGUUAUGAAGCCAUGAUGUGUUCUAAGGUCUACAGCUGUUGGGAGCACCACCUUCAUGUUGGUGUUAUGAAGCCAUGAUGUGUUCUAAGGUCUACAGCUGUUGGGAGCACCACCUUCAUGUUGGUGUUAUGAAGCCAUGAUGUGUUCUAAGGUCUACAGCUGUUGGGAGCACCACCUUCAUGUUGGUGUUAUGAAGCCAUGAUGUGUUCUAAGGUCUACAGCUGUUGGGAGCACCACCUUCAUGUUGGUGUUAUGAAGCCAUGAUGUGU